AUGACUUCCCAUCAAGAAAUGAUUAUCAAGCUUUUCGAAGAGAAUAGAAUCACAGACUAUCAUAGUCUCCACCACGCACCAACAAAAACUUCCGAAGAGUCCGCCAAGGUCCGCGGGGUUGAUUUGUCCUCUGGGGGCAAGGCUCUCGUCCUGAAGUAUCUCAAUGAUAGUGACGAAGAGUCAAACACAUUUGGUGUCUUUGUGAUGAGUGCUUCCCGCAAGCUGCAUACGAAGGCUAUCAAGAAGGAAUUCAAGACCAAGAAUGUCCGGUUUGCCAAUGCCGAAGAACUCGCAGGAUUGACCAACGGGCUGGUCCCAGGUAGUGUCCCACCGUUUGGCAAGUCAAUUCUCAACAUGGAAUUGUUUGUGGAUACCUCGAUUCAAGACAAUGAUAUCAUUGCCUUCAACUGUGGCUCGUUGACAGAUUCUAUCAUCAUGUCUACUUCGGACUAUAUUGCUGUGGCACAACCGACCAAAAUCUUUUCAUUUUCAAAAGAAUGA
This is a messenger RNA of Cylindrotheca closterium, 501 nucleotides long. The record is from the annotation of a GenBank genome assembly. Lineage: Eukaryota; Bacillariophyta; Bacillariophyceae; Bacillariales; Bacillariaceae.